Molecule: messenger RNA, 1988 nt
Organism: Dendronephthya gigantea
Lineage: Eukaryota; Metazoa; Cnidaria; Anthozoa; Malacalcyonacea; Nephtheidae
Product: ceramide synthase 5-like
Exons: 11
Coding region: 117-1241 (374 amino acids)
Biological process (GO): ceramide biosynthetic process
Cellular component (GO): membrane
Molecular function (GO): sphingosine N-acyltransferase activity
Source: RefSeq, a predicted model, not a curated record
UUAUUGUCGAACUAUAAAUAUACGUGUUCUUGGAAGCAUAGGCCAGCAUAUAGUAAGGAUGCACCCCGGAGAAAUGAGCCUGAAAAUCAUUAAUGAAGAGUUAGAAUAGAGUUAGAAUGACGCAGCAGUUUAACGAUUGGUUUUGGAGUAAAUCCUUUUGGCUUCCUCCAAAGACAACAUGGGAAGACCUCACUUCUAACAAAUACAAUAUACGUAUUCCUCAAACACGCGAUUUGUAUGUUAUCUUACCUUUGACCGUGUUGAUUGUCUUAAUAAGGAUGUUCUUUGAAAGGUUUAUUGCUCUGCCAUUUCUGAAACAUUGUGGUCUUAAAGAAAGAAAUGGCCAUAAAGCAGAACCAAAUGCUAUUUUAGAGAAGGUUUAUCAGGACCUAGCUGGAAAACUGGAAGAACAGCAGGUCAAAACACUUGCUUCAAAAUUAGGAUGGACCGUUAAGAGAGUGGAACAAUGGUUUAGGUAUAAACAGAAUAACAGCAAACCAUCAAAAUUAACAAAGGCAAAGGAAUGCAGUUGGCGUUUUUUCUUUUAUACUUCAAUAUGCACAUGGGGAUUUCAUGUACUUUGGAAGGAGAAAUAUUUAUAUGACACACGACAUUUUUGGAUUGCUUACCCCAACCAUGACCUUUCCAAUGGAAUUUAUUAUUACUACAUAAUUCAACUGUCAUUUUAUACUUCUUUACUGCUAUCGCAAUUUGCAGAUGUGAAAAGAAAGGAUUUCUGGAUUCAAACAAUUCAUCAUGUUGUUACUAUAUCGUUGAUGCUAUUUUCUUACUCUUGUAAUUUUGUACGGGUUGGGGCUGUAAUAUUGUUAGUUCAUGACGUCUCGGACGUUAUACUUGAGUGUGGUAAAGUAUGUAAAUAUCUUUGUGGUGUCCUGGAUAUUCAAAAAUUUUGCGAUGUUAUAUUUGGCGUGUUUGCUGUUGUGUUUUUCAUAAGUAGACUUAUUAUAUUUCCUUGGUGGGUCCUCAGAUCUGUGUAUCUGGAAGCUCCGAUAUCCUUUGGAGGAACUAUGCCGAUGUAUUAUUGUUUUAUGGGCUUGCUUCUUACCUUGCAGGCAAUGCACAUAUUUUGGUUUUAUCUAAUUGCUCGUAUGGCAUAUUCUUUCCUGAUUAAAGGCAAGGUUGAGAAUGACGCCCGUAGUGAAACCGAGGAAUCUGACUCUGGCGACAAAAAUGGCGCAAUUCAAAAUGGCGUCACAAAUGGCAAACACAAAAUGCAAUAAUUUUUUUCGUUUUAUGGUUGCCGUGGGAUAAUAAACGUUAGAAUUUUUGUAGAAAUACAACUCGUAGUGUGCGAAUAGGAUAAUUUUAGACGGUAUUUUAUGGCGUGCGGUGUUUGUUGUUCAUAUUAGGAAAUGCGUGAACGAAGGGAGAAAUACUAUUCUUCUAGAAGAAGUACUAAAAUAAAAUAAAUGCAAAAGAGGUGUUUUUAUAUAGAUGAGAUAACUCUAUGAAACAGUGCUUCUAGGCAUAGGUAGUAAAAUUCAACCUGAUAUUGGUUAGCAUGAUAGAAACUACUAAGCUAGAGGUAAAUAUUAAGUUUGUAAAUCCAAUGAUUAAUUCACAGACCUAGCCCUAAUAUAUAAUUUGCGAUCAAUAACGUAGUAAGUUCUCCGCGAUCAGAGUAUUGUGUAUAGAAGAACGCGAUCAGAGUAUUGUAUAGAACUAAUCCCGAUAAACUAACCCUAAACUGUUUUGAAUCAUUAAAAAUCUUGAAGCACCCUAUAAUAUAACACUUUAUCUACCAAUAACCAUUCGCGUACAUAUCAGGUUAAUUAAUUGAUUAGAUACACAAACACUAUAAUCACGUCGUGAUACAAGUUAACUCGUUCUCAUGAUAUAGGAAUCUAAUAUUUUACUGGUCGACUGAAAAAUGCGUUUUCAAUUUACUAAUAGACAAUAAUUGUAUAAUAAAUAUAGCUGUGUAUAUUAUCUAGUUCAAUUUGUAUACUAUUUAGAAAGCAUCAACU